Scleropages formosus (Asian bonytongue) is the source of this 2919-nucleotide messenger RNA. RefSeq lists its product as uncharacterized. The record is from RefSeq and is a predicted model, not a curated record. The transcript has 17 exons. NCBI's taxonomy places the organism in Eukaryota, Metazoa, Chordata, Actinopteri, Osteoglossiformes, Osteoglossidae. The coding region runs from base 65 to 2185 and encodes 706 amino acids.
AAGCCAGCACUGUCUUCUGCAGCUUGUUUGCCGCCUUGAGAUCCUGCAGGACUGGGCUUGGGGGAUGGCAAAGGACGGAGGGGCUCAAGGAGAGAUCCAGUUCCCUGGUACCAAUCUCUCUCUGCCUGCCCUGCCGGGCUUGGAAUACCUUGACCCAGGAGGCUCUGGGUUGUGGGUACCGGUCCUGGGAGUUGAGAUGGAUUGGACCUCGGGAAGGCUGGUGCCACUGGCAGGGACCAUGGAAGAUGUUGACGGCAAAGGACUCGUUCCAAUGCGAAUCGGUGCCCGGACUGUGGACCCGGUGACAGGCAUCACAGGGUCGGUGGUGGGGGCCCGCUUAGACCCGCUGAGGAAGAUCGUGGUUCCUGUAAUUGUGCCCAACGGCCUGACUGAAGGAGAGGCUACAGACACAGGACUGCUGGAUAUUCUGCAGAGGGAAUGCUCUUUGAGGGGCAGGUUCUGGAGACAGCAGAGGAGGAAGGAAGAAGAGUUACUGAGAAACCUAGACAGAGUGCUACGUCACUGCUUCCAGAGCACCGUCCACGGCACUGGUCAGAGUGCUGCCCUCAGCAUCACUCGCAGUACCACCCAGAGCGGCACCACCCAGACCUCUACUGCGCAUGUGCAGGGCACACCUGUGCAGAGAUCCACUGUUCAGAUGCACUGGCAGGACAGGGAGGAGCAGCUGAGGACUGGUGCAGCAGUGCUAGCCCAGGAGGCCCAAGCCGAGGCCCAGAGGAGAACAAGGGCACGAUCGCACCUUUCUCUCCUGCUGCCGCACCACGUGCUCCUUAUCCUGACAGGAGGGGAUGAGGAGCAGUACGAGCAGCAGGGCUGGUGGCAGGCGGAGCUGACAGCUGGACUGGACAGGGUGAGCGUGGGUGUGAACAGACUGCAGCAGGAGCAGGACAGACGGAUGGCGAUGCCGCACCAGGGCUGUACUUUGAAGCUCAGGGAGUUGUGGGAGCAGCUGAUCUCCAGGCAGGCAGAGCUGGAGACUGCUCUUACCAGGCAGCACUGUGUCCGUGAGCACUGCCAACUCCGCAUGGACACAGCACAGGCUUUUUUGCUUGGCACCUUUUGGUACAAAGACUUUAGACUGACCCAAAUUAUUGGCCACACAAAGCUCAGGCGAGGGGAGGCUGUGAUCCUUCCUUUGCUGCAGAAGCUCCUUUACCUGCUGGAGGAACAGAAACAGGGGAGCCACGGGAGGCCAGGAGCUUUUACCGGAGAUCUGAUGGAGGCAACCAAGACUCAAGAGCCUGAGCAAGGAUCUUCCGCCACACUAGACCCCUGGACAAACCCACCCUCUGUCCUCCGAGGGAAAGAUUCCCAUCCUUUUAAGGAACCCAUAUGCAUUUGUGUUCCUGCAUUAACAGUGCAGGACUGGGAUCGACUGCUGGAACUUUCUCCGUUGUUCCAUCAGCUCAAACAGGUGGAGGAGCAGCUGAGGGACAGAGCCCGGCAGGGGGGGCUGCUGGCGGAACAUCUGCCUGAUAGGGGGUGUCCUUUUGUAGAUGUAUUGGAUGCUCAGUGGGAGUGUGAGGGGGAGCUGGUGCCACUAAGUCCGGACUCCCUGAAUCCUCGUGAGUUCUUGGUGUACCAGCAUGGGUUGUUUCUCUUGCGCACCCUCCACUCACAUGCUGAGAUUCCAGCUGUCACACUGCAAGUGGCCAGCAGCCUUCCCUUUAACAACUACCAUCACAAUGCCUUCCGCAAUUCCUUCUUCUAUCAGGAAGCAGAGAAGAACCUGUUUGUGCGUCGCCAGCGGUUAUGGUCUGAGGGAGGUUUCUCGCUGCUGCUCCUCCAUUGUGUGUCUCACAUUGCUGUGGGAAACUUGUGCACUGACAACACUGACUUUCAAAGGGUCUUCUUCCAGGUGUUGCAGCUGUGCCUCAGUGAAUACUUCCUGAUCAGACUUGGUGCCCCAUUAGAUCCUCGAGCAGAUGCACUAUGGGAUGCUGCGCAGAAUCCAGACCAGUGUACCCAGUCAGCCCUGCUCCCCUUGCUGGUGGAGAGGGUGCAGAAGCCAGCUCAUGGUCCUUUCUCCAGAGAACCUUCUGGACAGCAGGUGCUGAAGCAGCUUCAGAGACACCGGGAGACUUCUGGCCUGUGGCAUCUGGAGAACUUGCUGAGAGAGACGAGAUCAGAAGUCAGAAAAGGGUGGCAGAAGCCUCUCUCAUAAACACUAUGGAUCUCUGGAGCUCAAACAGAGUGACCAUCGGGUUCUUGGACACCCCUCUUGCCAAUGUUCUUCUCCCCCUAUUCCUCAGUUUGGCUGAGCAGCAAGGUCUAGGAAGAGUCAUUGUGGUCGUUCCAAACUUCUUCCAUUUAACAAUAGGAUUCUACCGUGCUCUUGGAAACCUUCAAUGCUGCAGAUUUUUUUUUUUUUCAGCCUUCCUUAGAUCUGUACCUCAACAUAAUCCUGACGCUAAGCUCUGCAGGCAGCUCCUUUGACCUCAUGGCUUGGUUUUUUGCUCUGAGACACAUUGUCAGCUGUGGGACCUUAUAUAGACAGGUGUGUGCCUUUCAAAUCAUGCCCAGUCCAUUGCCUUCACCACAGGUGGACUCCAAGCAAGGUGCAGAAACAUCUCAAAGAUUAUCAAUACAAAUGAGAUGCACCUGAGCGAAAUUUCAAGUGUUACACCUAACGGUCUGAAUAUUUUUGUUGACGUAAUAUUUCAGAUAUUCCACUAACAACCUAAAUGUUGUGCAACAGUUAUCUUAGUGACACAUUCUAUUGCUAAUGUUCACAUUGACUUUCUGUUAGAAGGCAAACAAAACUUGUUGAAUUAGUCAAGUGCUGGCAAGCCAAGCCAGCUACACAAGAGAAGAGCAGCAAUUUAUUGUAAUGUGUUUUUUUGGAUGCAAAGCUCAAGUACACCAAAACUGACAUUCACUCGUACACAAUAAAGAACA